AUUGACUAACCGCACCCGUUGGAUCCUUCCUCCUGAUCUCAUCACCGCCAUUUAAUUCAAACACGCCCCACUACGAAUUCAAAUUUCAAAUCUUGGAACGUUGCAACCCUUCCCCAUAUCCUCUUCCUCGCUGCACUUCCAUCUCUGCCCAAUUUACAUCUAUCUCUCUUGAUCUUUGUCCCCCUCUCCGUGACACAAGCUCUGUGUCUCCUCCUCCACCACCGCCAUGGCCGCCGAGAGGAAGCUUCCCCUCCAAUCCAGCGCCGCCCACAACUCCGCUGCGGGGGGCGGUACCGCCGAAGCCCCAGCACCGGCAGGGGGCAAGAAGACGAUCGAGCAGAUCUACCAGAAGAAGACGCAGCUCGAGCACAUCCUUCUUCGCCCGGACACUUACAUCGGCUCCGUCGAGAAGCACACUCAGCCCCUCUGGGUCUACGAGAACGGCGAGAUGGUCCACCGCCCCGUUACCUACGUCCCCGGCCUCUACAAGAUCUUCGACGAGAUCCUCGUCAACGCCGCCGACAACAAGCAGCGCGACCCCUCCAUGGACACCGUGAAGGUCGAGAUCGACGUCGACGCAAACCGCAUCAGCAUCUACAACAACGGCGAUGGCGUGCCCGUCGAGAUCCACCAGGAGGAAAGGGUCUACGUGCCGGAGUUGAUCUUCGGCCACCUCCUCACCAGCAGCAACUACGACGACAACGUCAAGAAGACCACGGGUGGGCGAAAUGGCUACGGCGCCAAGCUCACCAACAUCUUCUCCGCGGAGUUCAUCAUCGAGACCGCCGAUGGGAGGAGGCAGAAGAAGUAUAAGCAGGUUUUCUCUGACAACAUGGGGAAAAGGUCCGAUCCCUCAAUUACCAAGUGCAAGGAAGGGGAAAACUGGACAAAGGUGACCUUUAGGCCAGAUCUUGCCAAAUUUAACAUGACUCGUCUCGAGGAAGACGUGGUUGCACUCAUGAAGAAGAGGGUUGUUGAUCUCGCUGGAACCCUCGGCAAGUCCGUCAAGGUAGAGUUGAAUGGGCAACGGAUACCUGUAAAGACUUUCUCCGAUUACGUCAACUUGUACCUUCAGUCUGCAUCGAAGUCCAGAACUGAACCACUUCCAAGGAUCGCGGAGAAGGUUAAUGAAAGGUGGGAGAUUUGUGUCAGUCUAAGUGAAGGGCAGUUCCAGCAGGUUAGCUUCGUGAAUGGUAUUUCAACGAUCAAGGGAGGAACUCACGUUGAGUGUGUUACUAAUCAGAUCACCAACCAUAUAAUGACCGUCGUAAACAAGAAAAACAAGAAUGCUAACCUUAAAGCACACAAUGUGAGAAGUCAUCUAUGGGUAUUCGUCAAUGCCCUCAUCAAUAACCCUGCCUUCGAUUCACAGACCAAAGAAACCUUGACUACUCGUCAGGGAAGCUUUGGAUCAAAGUGUGAGCUCUCACAAGAGUUCCUUAAGAAGGUUGCUAAAUCAGGAGUCGUAAACACUCUGCUUACAUGGGCUGAUUUCAAGCAGAGCAAGGAAUUGAAGAAAACAGAUGGUGCCAAAAGGCAGAGGAUUACAGGCAUUCCCAAGCUCGAGGAUGCUAACGAUGCUGGUGGCAGGAACUCCGAUAAGUGUACCUUGGUAUUGACUGAAGGAGAUUCUGCAAAGGCUCUUGCUAUGGCUGGUAUCUCGGUAGUGGGCAGGAACUACUAUGGUGUGUUCCCACUGAGAGGGAAACUGCUGAAUGUCAGAGAAGCUAACCAUAAGCAGAUAAUGGAUAAUGCAGAAAUCCAGAACGUAAAGCAAAUUCUUGGUUUGCAGCAUGGAAAGGAGUAUGAUAGUACUAAAGGCUUGAGAUAUGGCCAUCUCAUGAUAAUGACAGAUCAGGAUCAUGAUGGCUCGCACAUCAAGGGCCUCCUCAUCAACUUUAUUCAUACAUUUUGGCCCUCGUUGCUAAAAGUUCCCUCAUUUAUGGUUGAGUUUAUAACACCUCUUUUGAAGGCAACUAAUAACAAGAACAAGACUGUUCUAUCAUUCUAUUCCAUGCCAGAGUAUGAAGCAUGGAAAGAAAGUUUGGGAGGGAAUUCAAGUGGUUGGUCAAUUAAGUAUUAUAAGGGGUUAGGGACAAGUAAAUCAGAAGAAGGCAAAGAGUAUUUUAAGGACAUAGACAAGCACAAAAAGGAAUUUGUAUGGGCGGAUGAGCAAGAUGGUAAUGCUAUUGAGUUAGCAUUCAGCAAGAAAAAGAUUGAGGCUAGAAAGAAUUGGCUCCGCCAAUUUGAGCCGGACAAUUAUCUUGAUCAAAAGCAGAAGCUUAUCAAAUACAGUGAUUUCAUCAACAAGGAGUUGAUCCUGUUCUCCAGGGCAGACCUACAAAGAUCAAUACCUUCAAUGGUUGAUGGCCUGAAACCAGGCCAGAGGAAGAUCUUGUUUUGCGCCUUCAAGCGGAAUUUCGUAAAGCAGGCCAAGGUUGCCCAGUUUGUAGGUUAUGUUUCUGAGAAGUCAGCAUAUCAUCAUGGUGAGCAGAGUCUUUCUACUACUAUAAUUGGUAUGGCUCAAGAUUUUGUGGGCAGCAACAACAUAAAUCUUUUGCUACCUGAAGGACAAUUUGGUACUAGACACCAGGGAGGCAAAGAUCAUGCCAGUGCAAGGUAUAUCUUCACUUGUAUGUCACCUGUCACGAGGUUCUUGUUCUCCAAGGAUGAUGAUAUUCUUCUUGACUACCUAAAUGAGGAUGGGCAAUCAAUUGAACCCACCUGGUAUAUGCCUGUCAUACCUACAGUUUUAGUCAAUGGAAGUGAAGGGAUUGGAACUGGAUGGAGUUCCUACGUUCCUAAUUACAACCCAAAAGACAUUGUAGCUAACAUUAGGCGAUUGUUGAAUGACGAACCAAUGCAACCCAUGGACCCAUGGUAUCGAGGUUUCAAGGGUCGGAUAGAGAAAUCAGCAACAAAGGAAGCUGGUGUGACCUAUACAAUUGCUGGUGUCAUAGAGGAAGUUGACAACACAACACUGAGAAUAACAGAGUUGCCGGUCCGUAGAUGGACCCAGGACUACAAGGAAUUUCUUGAGUCCAUGAUGACUGGGAAUGAUAAGAUCAAGGAACCAUUUAUCAAGGAUUAUCGGGAGUAUAAUGAUGACAAGACGGUCCACUUUGAGGUAACUUUGACAGAGGAGAAUAUGAACAUUGCCAGACAAGAAGGGCUGGAGAAAAAGUUCAAGCUGACCACAACAAUUGGCACCACCAAUAUGCACUUGUUUGAUUCGAAGGGUGUCAUAAAAAAAUAUGAUAAUCCCGAGCAGAUUCUUGAGGAGUUCUUUCAUAUGAGAUAUGAAUUUUAUGAAAAAAGAAAGAAAGCACUCUUGGACAACCUCGAGCUGGAUUUACUGAAACUGGAUAACAAAGCGAGGUUCAUCCUUGGUGUUGUUAGAGGUGAGAUAAUAGUCAGUAACCGGAAGAGAGCAGAUCUGUUCCUUGAACUGCAGCAGAAAGGGUUCACUCCUAUGCCAAAGAAAAAAAAAGGCAUUGAUGCUGUUGUCGCCGGAGCUGUGGAGGAAGAAGAAGAUCAAGAAGAAGAGAGCCCUGAGGUGGGAAAGGGUGGAGUAAAAGCCAGCGAUUACGAAUAUUUGAUGUGCAUGCCGAUAGGAAGUUUGACGUUAGAGAAGGUUCAAGAGCUUUGUGCAGAUAAAGACAGACUAGAGGGAGAGGUUGAUGAAUUAAGAAGAACAUCUGCAAAAUCUCUAUGGUUGAAGGAACUCGAUGCAUUAGAAGAGGAGCUGGAUAAGCUAGAACGAAAGGAUGCUGAGGAUGAGGGGGUGAGGAAAGAGAUGAGAAUGAAGACCACUGCCGGUCUUGCACCCUCUAGACCAGGACCGAAGAAGCCAAGAAAGAAUGCAGCAAAUAACUCAUCUGUUGUUGGAUCGGAGGCUACUGCAACUGAUGCGGGACAAAAGAAGCCUAGAGGGGCAACCAAGAGAGCUCCUGCUAAGCAGCGUGUGGUGGUUGAGAGCGGCGACGAAGACGAUGAUAUUCUUGCACUGAAAGAUCGGCUUGCUGCCUACAAUCUCGACUCUUCUCCGGAUCACCACCCAGCAAUGGAAACAACAGAUGCAGUGGUCGGGCAGGGAGAGGACAAAAAACAAGCGGACAGAAAUAGCGCUGCAACAAGGAAGGCAACUUCGAUCGACCUGUCGGAUGACGAGGAUAACGAAGCUGGAAAUCACAUGCCCGCCAUAGACGAAGACAACGAUGAGGAUUUCAGUGUGGUGGAAGCACCCAAAGGAGGGAAAGGUAGAGGGAAAAAGCCUGCCAAAGAAAAGGCUACCACGACCGCGACAAGGAAGAGGGGUUUGGCACUACCUGUUUCGAGUCAGAAACGCAUCACCGAAGUGCUUAAGCCCGCGGAAAAUGCCACCACCAGGAUCUCGCCACAGAAGAAGGUCCGGAAGAUGAGAGCUUCUCCUUUCAACAACAAAAGUGGAUCAGUGCUGGGUCGACUCAAAGGUUCACCCUCCGGCAGUGAAGACUCUGGCGGUUCCUCAAAUGGCGGCCCUUCACCGAUCAACGAAGUGGCAGCGGCAAGAACUCGACCGAGGAGAGCGAACAGUACGAGAGCUGUGUAUGUGCUGAGCGAUUCAGAGGUGGAAGAGGAAUCAGCCGAUUCAGACUUCGAAGAGUAGGAAGCUUAAAUUGUAGAGUAUAGUAGAGCCGUGUUAUUGUAACACCAUGUUGAUGUAACAGUUACUCGAGGGAAAAACUUGGACUGUAUUCUGAUGUUACUUACUGAUGUGUCCACAUAUAUUGGAA
Molecule: messenger RNA, 4775 nt
Organism: Musa acuminata subsp. malaccensis (wild Malaysian banana)
Lineage: Eukaryota; Viridiplantae; Streptophyta; Magnoliopsida; Zingiberales; Musaceae
Product: DNA topoisomerase 2
Biological process (GO): resolution of meiotic recombination intermediates; DNA topological change; sister chromatid segregation
Cellular component (GO): nucleus
Molecular function (GO): DNA binding; DNA topoisomerase type II (double strand cut, ATP-hydrolyzing) activity; ATP binding
Source: RefSeq, a predicted model, not a curated record